AUGGAGAAAAGAAUUGCUGAAACGAAUCAGUAUUUUGGUGGAAAUAAACAUUUUAAGGCAACAGAUGUGAUACUAUUCAAUGGUUCAGAUGAUCCAUGGACCUUACUUGGUAUGUGCAACAGUACAGAUGUUAUUGAUGAUUAUAUCAUUUGCAUUGAAGGGACAAGUCAUGCAGCUGAUAUUUAUCCUCCAAGAAAUUCUGAUUCGAACGCCUUGAAGAAUGCACAAUAUAGGAUGAUACAGAUGAUAGAAGAUAUAGUAUUGUAA
Messenger RNA from Cercopithifilaria johnstoni, 267 nucleotides. The record is from the annotation of a GenBank genome assembly. Lineage: Eukaryota; Metazoa; Nematoda; Chromadorea; Rhabditida; Onchocercidae.